CAAAUUGAAACAACAGAAGAACGUGUGCGAGCAGCGUGAGAGGACAAAGGACGUGCACGUUGCAGACUUUUUUUUUUGUUUUUUAAAAGACUUUUCGCAAACUUGGAAGCGGUCAACAUGGAGGAAGCCAACAAGCUGCUCGGCUCAGGGAAGAAGCACCUGGUGAUGGGGGAGGUGGUGGAGGCGGUCAGGCUGCUGCAGGAGGCCUGCAGCAUUUUAGCUAAAACAUACGGAGAUACAGCAGACGAGUGUGGUGAGGCUUUUUUCUGGUGUGGCAAAGCACUGCUAGAUUUGGCGCAAAUGGAGAACUCUGUCCUGGGUAAUGCUCUGGAAGGAGUGCCUGAGGAGGAUGAAGAGAAACCCAAAGACUGUAAUGUUGAGAGCACAGAAAACAUUGAUGAAAAAACUAGAGAUGAGUUGAGAGUUAAAGUAUAUGAUGCAAUGGCAGAGAAGAAAACUGAGGGGAAUGAGGGAAGUGAUGCAGAGAACACCACUGACAGAAAGCUGGAUCAGGCUGUGGCGGAACAAAAGGCAGAUAAAAAGACGGGUGAUGUUGGUGGAAACAAAGGGGCUGAAUGUGAAGAUGAAAACCUUGAGAAGGAGGCUGAAAUUCAGGCUGAACCUGCAGAUAAAGAGCCAUCAGAGGAUUCUGCUAAAGUCAAUGGAAGAAAAUCACCUGGAAGAGAAGAUGACUCGGCAGAGAAGAACCAUGAUGGAAGCAAAUCACCUGGAAGGGAAGACGACUCGGCAGUGAAGGACCAUGAUGGAAGCAAAUCACCUGGAAGGGAAGACGACUCGGCAGUGAAGGACCAUGAUGGAAGCAAAUCACCUGGAAGGGAAGACGACUCUGCAGUGAGGGACCAUGAUGGAAGCAAGUCACCUGGAAGGGAAGACGACUCUGCAGUGAAGGACCAUGAUGGAAGCAAGUCACCUGGAAGGGAAGACGACUCUGCAGUGAAGGACCAUGAUGGAAGCAAAUCACCUGGAAGGGAAGACGACUCUGCAGUGAAGGACCAUGAUGGAAGCAAAUCACCUGGAAGGGAAGACGACUCUGCAGUGAAGGACCAUGAUGGAAGCAAAUCACCUGGAAGGGAAGACGACUCUGCAGUGAAGGACCAUGAUGGAAGCAAAUCACCUGGAAGGGAAGACGACUCUGCAGUGAAGGACCAUGAUGGAAGCAAAUCACCUGGAAGGGAAGAUGACUCUGCAGUGAAGGACCAUGAUGGAAGCAAAUCACCUGGAAGGGAAGAUGACUCGGCAGUGAAGGACCAUGAUGGAAGCAAAUCACCUGGAAGGGAAGAUGACUCUGCAGUGAAGGACCAUGAUGGAAGCAAAUCACCUGGAAGGGAAGAUGACUCGGCAGUGAAGGGUGCCAUUGAUGGGAGCAGCGUGCCUGAGAGCGGAGACAAGGGAGAUGGUGCCUAUGAGGCCAAAGAUGAGAAUGAAUUGCUGGAAAAGCAAGAAGAAUCUGUGAGCAAACCAGAAGGAGCUGAAGCAGGUGAUGAAGAGGGAGGAGAAGAUGUGGAAAUGACAAGUGACACAGAAGAUGGAGAGGCUGUUGAGAAGGACAGUGACGAGGAAGAGGUGGGGAACUUGCAGCUGGCCUGGGAGAUGUUGGAAGUAGCCAAAGUCAUCUACAAAAGGAAAGACACAAAGGAGGAUCAGCUCAUGGCAGCACAGGCUCACCUGAAACUGGGUGAAGUUUCUGCUGAAUCAGGAAACUACACUCAAGCACUGGAGGAUUUUCAGGAAUGUUUGAAGCUGCAGCUGAAGUACUUGGACUCGGACAGCCGUCUGCUUGCUGAGACGCACUACCAGCUCGGUCUGACCUACAGCCUGAACUGUCAGUCCAGCCAGGCCGUCGAGGAGCUCAACGCCUCCAUCUCUGUUAUAAAGAGCAGGCUGGACAAACUGCAGGAACUGAUCGAUAAAGCUGAGGGCCCUGAAGAUCUGCCAGACGAGAGGAAGGAGAUGGAGGAGCUGAAAGCACUGUUGCCAGAGAUACAAGAGAAGGUGGAGGAUGCCACAGAAGCCUUGAAGACCUCAAGCAGUGAUGCUGAAGCUGUCAAAGAUGUCCUGGGUGGUGGUUCCACAUCCUCAGGAGUCCCCGACUCCACUGUGAAAAACGAUGACUUCUCAUCCAGUUCUGUAACGGAGACCACGUCAGCUGCUGGAGUCGCCGCUGGAACCGGACAGACCUCUGCGGUUCCUGUGACUGACAUCUCUCACUUGGUCAGAAAGAAGAGGAAACCAGAGGAGAGUCCGAUGAAGGCGAGUGAGGAGAAGAAGGCGAAACAUGAUGAUGAUGAAAGCGAUGCUGAUGCUGUGGAGGAACCUCAUUCUAACAGCGUGGAUGCCAACGCCAGCAGUAUGAAUGUGGAGAGUCUGUGAAGAGGAUCUCCACCUGUUUUGUCUCCAGCCAGUGAAGGACUGACACCAAACUCCAGAUGUUCCACAUGUUUUCUUGUAAAUAUGUUGAUCUGUUCCCAAGUCUGUUGUUGUUCACUUGUGUAACCAUGAAAGUUCAUUAAAAGUUAGAUUUGAAAACUU
Messenger RNA from Thalassophryne amazonica, 2550 nucleotides. Its product is annotated as histone-binding protein N1/N2-like. Gene Ontology annotation, molecular function: histone binding. The record is from RefSeq and is a predicted model, not a curated record. Gene Ontology annotation, cellular component: nucleoplasm. Gene Ontology annotation, biological process: DNA replication-dependent chromatin assembly; CENP-A containing chromatin assembly. The coding region runs from base 118 to 2391 and encodes 757 amino acids. The transcript has 14 exons. NCBI's taxonomy places the organism in Eukaryota, Metazoa, Chordata, Actinopteri, Batrachoidiformes, Batrachoididae.